Molecule: messenger RNA, 1198 nt
Organism: Spinacia oleracea (spinach)
Lineage: Eukaryota; Viridiplantae; Streptophyta; Magnoliopsida; Caryophyllales; Amaranthaceae
Exons: 4
Coding region: 94-1191 (365 amino acids)
Source: RefSeq, a predicted model, not a curated record
UGCACAGAACUGGUCAGUUCUUUAUUUUUAUUUUAAAAUCCUGCUUUUGAAGGUAUGUAAUUUUGAUGAUUUUCCAAUGCAGUAGCGUCAGGCAUGGAUGAAGAUCAACACGCAAAUUCAGGUCCUUCUAACAAAUCACCAAAUCAAGUGCCCCAAAAGCAAAAAAAAAAGCCAAGAGGCCCUACAAAAGGAAUAAAAUCCAUGCCCGGGGUUCCAAGAAUAAUUGAAUGGGAUCACUUGGACCGACCCACAGGGAAAUGGGCAACGGAUUACAAGAAUCACAUUGGCGAGAUAAGUCGCGCAAAGGUUUCAAUAUUGAUCAGAACCUGGGAAGAUGUUUCACAAGGAAUAAAAGACACUUUGUGGGAAGACGUCAAGAGAGAAUUUCAUAUCACAGAUGAAACUAAGAAAGAAGUUGUCUUAAAGAGUUGUGAUAAGCGUUGGAGGGAAUUCAAAUCAAGAUUGACGACUGGUUGGAUCCGGGGUACAAGAAAAAGGCCAAAAGAUGAAAAGAUGCCAUAUGAUUUGUAUAGUUAUAUAACUAAGGAUAUAUGGAAGGAAUUUGUGAAGAUACGUACCUCCGAAGAAGCUGAGGAAAUAAGUGAGAAAGCAAGACAAAGUCAAUCUUUCAACAUAUAUCCUCAUCAUAUGGGACAGAAAUCAUAUGCUGAAAUGACAAGUGAAUGGCAGAGAAAAGGGUACAUUCCCUCAGUUUCUUCGUCAUCUGAAGGUUCCUCUGCGUCUACAAUUUCUUCAAGUUUGCCGAGUAGGACAUGUUUAUGGCUUCUUGCAAGAUCGGUACCAGAUGAGAAAGGAAAUCCUUACUUGCCGGAUCAGGGCACACAAAAGGUCAAAGAAAAUAUUGAUGAAUGGAAAAGGAAACAAGAUGAAGGGGAAUUUGUUCCCAAAAGUGCACGAGAUGAUGUCUUAUCUCGUGCACUUGGUAAGACUAAAGAAGGGAGACCACUAACAUUUGGUGGUGGAGUAGGCAUCAAAGCUGUGUGGGGGACCGGAGAGCGGCGUAGCUUUCGACGGUAUGGAGAUGCGGAGAUGGAGGAAAUGGAAGCAAGAGUGACCAAAAGGGUCAAAGAUGAGACAAUACAAGAGAUGAACUCCAAGAUGGAUGCCAUGGUCAUGGAGAAAUUUAUCACAUUUGCUAAAGAACUUGGUGUCCAAAUACCAAGCCAAUGAGGAUAGA